AUGAAAGCUACUACUAAAAUCAAAAGGGCUGCAGUUGCAUGUAAUUCGUGUAGAGAAAGUAAAUUAAAAUGUUUAAAUAAUUGUGAUUUAUCAAGUUGUCAAAGAUGUACUUCAUUGAAUUUAAAAUGUACUUAUACAUUAAAAACUUCACAAUUGAAAAAAAAAAAAUUAAUGAAUCAAAAUUUUAUAAAACCAAUAAAUUAUAAUCAGUCAGUAUUAUUACCAGAUAAAAAUUUAAUAAUUGAAGUUGUAACAAUUUUUUUUGAAAAUCAAUAUAAAGGUAUAUUCCCAUUAUUUCAUAAACCUUCAUUUUUAACUUUUUUAAGAUCAGAUUUAUUCAAUUCAAAUACAUUUAUAGAUAAUCCUCCAAAAACUUCUUCAUUACAACCAGAUCCAGUUGUUUUAUUAGCUAUACUUGCAUUAUGUGCUAGACUUCAUCCUGAACUACCCAAAAUUUAUGGUGAAUUUAAUGAAUCAACAGCACAAUCAUUCCAACCAGUAUUUACAAAUGUUUUGAAUAUAAAUUCAGCUUCGAAUGCAUCAAAUUAUUUUGGAUGGCAUGCAAGAAAAUUAAUACUGGAAAAUUUUGAUAAUCCUUCAUUGAGUAGAGUUCAAGCUUUAUGUAUACUAAGUAGUCAUGAGUGGGGGGAAGGUAAUGCACUAAGAAGUCAUAUGUAUAGUGGACUAGCAGUAAGAAUGGCUAUGGUUCUAGGUUUAGAUGAAGAAGUAGAAUCGGUAGUUGAAGAAACAUUUUUGGAAAAAGAAGUUAAACGAAGAGCUAUGUGGAGUUCUUAUAUGAUGGAUAGAUGUAAUGCUAGUGGAAGAAGUAGUAAAUCUUGUAUAAACAUUAAAGAUAUUCAUAUAAAAUUACCUUGUGAUGAAAAAUCUUUUAUAUUUGGAACAAUGAAUAAAAAUCAAUAUUAUAGAGAAGAAUUGGAAUCAAGUAUUAAUAACGGUUUAAUUAAAGAUAUUUCUUGUUGUGGUCAUAUGAUAUAUUUAUUUGAAUCUUGGAGAAGUAUAUCGAUUUGGGUUGGUGAAACUGGUGGUAAAUUAGAACGAGUUGCACCAUGGGAUGAAUUAUCACCAUUUUAUAAACUAACUAAAGAAUUAGAUAAGUUUGAAAAAUGUUUACCAAAUAAUUUAAAGUUUAAUGAAUUUAAUAUACAAGCACACAUUGCAGAUGGUUCAGCUGCUGAUUUUGCUUAUUUUCAUGGUUUAUUCUUUUUAUGUCGGAUUUUUUUGAAUCGUGAAUAUUUUUAUUCAUCACCUACUUCAUUUCCAACUGGUUGGUGGAAAAAUUUAGCUAUACAAAUUUUUGAUACUUUAGAUAAAUUAAAUCUGAUUACAAAAUCUUUAAAACCAAUGAAUUUAAUGGUAAUUGCUCCAUUCACUGGGUUUCAAGUUUUUACAACAGCAUCUACAAGUUUAUAUAUAGCAGCUUAUCCAUCAAAAGUAUUGGAUCAACAUUUUGAUUAUGACGUUACUAAAAAAUAUCAAAAAAUGGCUGAUUAUUGUUUAGAAACUUUGAAAAGUUGGCUGAAAUCUUGGGGUUUGGGUAAAAAUUGGAUUGAAACAUUGCAAAAAUUAAGAGAAACAUUUGGAAAAAUAUCAGAUUAUCAAGAUGAUGAUUUGAGGCAUAAAAUGCAUGAUUAUGGUAAUAUCGGACAACAAAAGACAAAAGAAUCAAUGCAAAUUCUGAAUUUAAUAACAGAAGAAGAGAAUAAUAAUAAUAAUAAUAGUAAUAACAAUAAUAAUAAUGGUUCAUUAGAUUUUAUGAAUAAUUUAGAUUUAGCAAAUAUUUUUCCAGAUUGGAGUGAUGCUAUGAAUUUAUAG
This is a messenger RNA of Lodderomyces jiufengensis, 1833 nucleotides long. RefSeq names its product Zcf38p (gene ZCF38). Gene Ontology annotation, cellular component: nucleus. The transcript has a single exon. The coding region runs from base 1 to 1833 and encodes 610 amino acids. Gene Ontology annotation, biological process: regulation of DNA-templated transcription; DNA-templated transcription. Gene Ontology annotation, molecular function: DNA binding; DNA-binding transcription factor activity, RNA polymerase II-specific; zinc ion binding. Lineage: Eukaryota; Fungi; Ascomycota; Pichiomycetes; Serinales; Debaryomycetaceae. The record is from RefSeq and is a predicted model, not a curated record.